Ceutorhynchus assimilis (cabbage seed weevil) is the source of this 2749-nucleotide messenger RNA. The record is from the annotation of a GenBank genome assembly. NCBI's taxonomy places the organism in Eukaryota, Metazoa, Arthropoda, Insecta, Coleoptera, Curculionidae.
AGACGUCGCGAUGCGCCAAUGUUUACCACCGACGGACGUCGGCUUUUCUUCAGUUUGCCGCAACGCGUCUAUUGCAAACGGACGCCUAGCGUCACGACGCUCCAAGCUCGAGGGCAGUUUUUACGCGAAGUACCUAUAGGUAUUAAAAUUUUUUUCGUAAUAAUUGUAAUUUAUUAUUAAUUGAUAUUUUUUUGUGUUUAUUACUGACAUUAAUUUUUUAAAGAUAUUUUCGUGAAAAAUUGACAUUUUUGUUAUUGAAUAAGGGAGUUUCAUCGUCUUAGCUGCUGAAGAAGUUUAAUGGACAUCUUCCAAGAGAAAGAAAACCCAUUAGCAACAGAUUUCCAAGUCACAUGGAUGGACAUUCUGGAACUUAAUAAACUCACUGCUGCUGUACAAAAAGUAAAACCGACACCCAAACAAACAACAAAAAUGAAAAUGAGCAAAGUGGGUAACCAGACUAAUUCGCAAGACCCUCAAGCGGUAAAUUCGCGAGUGUUUGUCGGAAACCUGAACACUUUCCAAUGUUCGAAAACCGACGUCGAACGAAUGUUUCAACGAUACGGAAGAUUGGCUGGAAUAUCGAUGCACAAAGGAUACGCUUUUGUACAAUUCACGAAUCCGUUUGAUGCUAGAAGUGCAUGUUUGGGAGAAGACGGCCGCACCGUUCUCAGCCAAAUAUUAGAUGUAAAUAUGGUAGCCGAACCAAAACCACAUCAAACUGGAAGAAAAAGACAAAAUGUUGCCAAAACUGGAAACGAUUGGGACUACUACUACGACAGUUAUUACGCCUCGACGGCCUUUCCCGUGGGACCUACGCGAAUCGUACCACCUUUGAAAAGACAACGAUUAAUGGCGAGCACAGCUAGGAAUGGCAAGAAUAAUCACACGAUAAAAGCAACUACACCCGUGCCGCCUUUGGAACAACUUAAAAUUUAUAGCAAUCAAGACAUCCUCAUUUGUGGAAACUGUAGAGAGAUGUUUUCGGAUCUACACGAUUUGUUGGAACACAAGAAAACUUAUUGUAAGCUACGAUUUACCUGUAAAUGUGAGAGUAGUAGUAAAUCAAGGUCAUCACUCGAUGAACAGACGACAACAUCCCUAUUAUGUGUACAGUGUAAAGAUGCUUUUCAAAAUGCCUGGGACCUGAUGGUGCACGCACAAGCAGCUCAUAUGGUUAAUAUUUACGAAUUGGGGGUGCCAGCUUCGCCCCCUAUAUCGCCAAGAGAUGACACACCUGAUAAGGAUAACAAAUCCGAAGACAAUGACGACCACACAGAAAACGAAUUCGAAAAUGGCCGAGACGGUCUCACAGGUACUCCAGAUUCCGCUAAUUCGAAAAACGACAAGGAACUGGAAGAAUUAAUGGAUGUGGACCAUCAUCGGGCAACCGCUGCCAAAACUAUCAUGCACACCUUAAGUAUCGUCAGUGAGCCAACGUCUCAGACUGGGUCUUCUCCGCCCCCCAUUGCUGCGGUGGUACCGCAUACGGAAAAUGCGGAGUCGUGGAAUCUUGGUAAUGAAAUACAAACAGGAACAACGUACUAGAAAUAUCGACAAUACACUUUUUUGCUUAGAAGCUUUUUUUUUUGAAGAUAUAAAUCUGUGAAUAAAAAUAAAAUUACAUAUCAUUAUAACAAAGAAAAAUGAAUGAAAACAAAUCAUAUUAUAUAGUUGAAAAUUGUAAAAAUUCAUCAUCUUUUAGUGUCAAAAAAUAAGAUAAUAUAAUCUAAGAAAAGUUUUUAGAAAUAGAUAAUUAUGGAAUUUUAAGAUUAUUAUAAAUAAAUUUGUACACGUUCUAUAGUUUGGCAUUUUGGGAGCGAUUUCUUUUGAUUUUGGAAAUCCUAAAUAAUGCAUUUAAUGAAUGUACAAUAUACAAACCAGCAGCAUUUAAAUAUUCUUAUCAAUAAAUGCUGAUGAUACUAUCACUGAUUUAGGGCCGAAUUUAUAGUUGUUCCUUGGAUCUUCCUUGAAGGUCGUGAGUUUAGAAUGGACACUUGCUAUUAUUUGACAAGUUAGUCAUGGCAAUUCUAAACGUUCAAGGCUUCCUUAUGGUCUGAGGAAACCUCAAAGAACGACUAUAAAUUUGGCCCUUAAAGAAUGUUUAAACGCCACAUGAAGUUAGAAUAUGCAUACGAGUGAGAGUUCGUUUUGUUUUUAAAUUGUUAAAUUUGGGAUAAACAUUUAUUUUAUGCCAAAAAUGAUUGGGUGUGUGUUCUUACUAUGGUGGUUGGGAAUAAGCCCCAUAAGAAGUUGCACAAUUUUCUCUUUAUAUUGGUUAGUUGUAAAAUACCAAAAUUUUUAUUGAAGAUCCAUAUUUUUAAAUAAUCUUAGUAGGUCUUACAAGUAGGUAGUGGUGAACUUUGUUUUUUACAAAAUCUGAUAAACAAAUUGAAAAAAAAAUAAAAUAAAGGAGAAACAAAAUGUUAUGUAUCUGCAUUUUCUUUAGGAACUUCACCCUCGAUUUGACCAAAAAAAAAAUAAAAUAAAAAAUAACAAUCGCUCUUUUAUAAUAACAAUCAUGUAAAAAUAAUACAUUUUACAUUGUACUUGUGUGCUUGAAGUUAUUGUUACCUUUGUAUAUUCGCUUCCUUGGAAUAAUAGAGCUUUAUUUUGUUUAAUUUUUAAAUAAAUUAUCGCUAAUUAUUGACCAUGAUGAUGUUAAAUUAAUUAUAUUGUAAAUGUUAAUAACCUUCUUACUGUAGCUGGAUAAUAAUAUUAUUAUUGAUAAAAUAAAUGUCCUCCAUUGUAA